Molecule: messenger RNA, 948 nt
Organism: Aspergillus viridinutans
Lineage: Eukaryota; Fungi; Ascomycota; Eurotiomycetes; Eurotiales; Aspergillaceae
Product: alpha-ketoglutarate-dependent dioxygenase AlkB family protein
Exons: 1
Coding region: 1-948 (315 amino acids)
Biological process (GO): DNA repair
Source: RefSeq, a predicted model, not a curated record
AUGACAAUGGCUAAACGGACACUGGAAUCCUUCUACAAACCCAUCAGUAAACCGAAGAAACCGCGUAUUGAGGACACUCCUCCAUCGUCCUACUCCCGUCAUCCCAGCUAUCCCUUCCCCAUCGCGGAUCUACCCCCGUCCAUCGCCAACGCGCUCCCAGAUCUCCCAGCCACCACACCACGCCGCAUCACCAACCAGCCGCACCUGGACCUGCUCUACUACCAACCGUUCAUUCCUCCAACUACCGCCCGGGAGCUCUUCCACUUUCUCCGCCGCGAACUCCCCUUCUACCGCGUCCAGUACACCAUCCGCCGCGGCUCGACCACGACCCAGAUCACCACCCCGCGCUUCACCACCGUCUUUGGCGUCGACGACACCUCCAUCUUCACCCCUUCACCAAAUACCUCUAAUUCCACUCUAGUCGACAGUAAAACCCACACCCCCAUCCCAAGCACCAAAUACAAAUCCACUCCCCGCCCAAUCCCGCCCUGCCUCGACGCCCUGCGCCACCGCGUCGAGGCCGCUACCGACGGCACGGCCUACAACUUCUGCCUGGUAAACUACUACGCAUCAGGGGACGACAGUAUCGCCUACCACUCGGACGACGAGCGGUUCCUCGGCCCGAAUCCGUGCAUUGCCUCGUUGUCGCUUGGCGCAAAGCGGGAUUUCCUUAUGAAGCAUAAGCUGACUGAAGGUGUUGAGGCAGCGCCGGUCAAGAUGUCUCUGGCGGAGGGGGAUAUGGUGGUCAUGCGGGGUGAGACGCAGGCGAAUUGGUUGCAUUCUGUUCCGAAGCGGAGGGGCGGGGAGGCGUGGCAAGGGAGGAUUAAUAUUACGUUUCGGAGGGGGGUGGUGCCUGCUGGGACGGAGAAUUAUUAUAGGUAUAAUGUGGGGGAGGGGAGGGUCUACAGGUGGAGUGAGGAGGAGGAGAGGAUGGUAGAGAGCUGUUGA